CAACUUCUUCCUCAUUUUAGGGUCAAUCUUUUCCAUCUGUAUUUCUUCACGGUACUAUACAGACAGAAUUCAUCCUCCUGUUACAAGGUUGUAGGGCAAAAUAUAUUUGUCUUCUUACUCUGAAGAUGAGUGAUCAGAGAGUGAUUUAUUCUACCCUGAGAUUUCUGCAGCCUCCUUCAGAAUCACAGAGCAGACAAAGGCCAGGUGUCACUCAGAGACCUGGGAAAACCGAUGACAAAGUGUCCUGGCGUCUCAUUGCAGUGACACUUGGGAUCCUCUGUUUACUUCUGCUGAUGACAGUCACAGUGUUAGUGGUAAAGAUUUUUCAGGACGUUCCAGAGAAACAUCAUCAGCAGGAAAUUCUAGAAAACCUUAGGCAAAAGUACCACAUUAUGCAAAAUGACAAAGACUUAAAGGAGCAGCUUUUGACAAAUAAGACUUUAGAAUGUGACAUUUUAAAACAUAAAAGUGUUCAGCAGAAAAAGGAACUGGCCUCAUUUUUUAUAGAAAACAACAGAUGUUUUGGCAAAAAUGAGAUCUCUUCAAAAUCUUUGCAAAAUACAGGCAUACACUGUGAAGACCACUGUUCCUGUUAUGGAUUGAGCUGUUAUUAUUUUGCCAUGGAAAAUAAAGACUGGAACGGAUGUAAACAGACUUGCCGAAGUCAGAGAUCAUUCCUUUUGAAGAUAAAUGAUGAACUUGAACUGGUAUCAUGGACUCUUACAUUCAUUUUUAUUCUCUUGGACUCUUUUACCCUGGAACCUAAGAUACUGAGGAUAGGCAGGAAUCCAGAGAGAGAGAACUUCACCUAUUGUUCGGCCUUCCUUCAACCCCAGACUCACAAAAAUUAUUACUGGAUUGGAUUAUCGUAUGAUCACAGGGAAAGGAAAUGGAAAUGGGUUGAUGAUGGUUUGUCUUCUUCCGGAAUUAAUUCUACGGUAAUGAGUUCACCUUCCAGCAGGGGACAAUGUGCGUUUUUAUCUUCAACAAGAAUGGCAACUGCUGAUUGUAUUAAAACUUACCCUUGUAUCUGUGAAAAGAGAAUUGACUUUGGCUCUAUUUUCUCUGCUUCAACGUGCACUAAGAAGAAAAGCUGAAAAUGAAAUGUUGUCUUUUUUUGUUUGUUUGCUUCCGAUAAUAAUUUGUGGUUACUUUCAAAUAAAUGUUUUUGCCUGCAGAACUUAGUCUGCGGUUGAAAUAGAUGAAGAUGAGCUGAAAGAGAAAGAAAAUGUGCUUUUGCGUGCAUUUUACAAGGGUAUAUGUGAAACUUAGUAAAUGUAGAAUGUAAAUGUCUUAACACAAUAACUAAGAAAAUGCCAGGAAGGCUAUGUUAACCAGUGUGAUAAAAUAUGUCAAAUGGUAUAUAAAACCAGUGUAUGGUGCCC
Messenger RNA from Nycticebus coucang (slow loris), 1385 nucleotides. RefSeq names its product killer cell lectin-like receptor 2. Lineage: Eukaryota; Metazoa; Chordata; Mammalia; Primates; Lorisidae. The record is from RefSeq and is a predicted model, not a curated record. The transcript has 7 exons. The coding region runs from base 126 to 1097 and encodes 323 amino acids.